AUGCCCCAACAAUCAGUUUCGUUUACGGAUGACCCAGUGAAUGACAACUUUGAUCCUACUGCAUUGCUUGCAACUGAUAACAAUUAUAGUGACAAAGUUAAUUUGUUAUACGAUCAUAUUCGUGCCAUUGCAACUCUCUAUCGAGGAGGAAAGUAUACACUUCCUUUCGAACCACGAGAAAAAUUGCUCCAUUCAUUGGAUGCGUUACGGCAAUUGGCUCUUCAGGGCCCGGAUUACAUCCCGAAACCAGCCACAAUUGAGGCUGAGGUGAAUACAUCAAUAGUGGUCUGCUGUGAAGUUAUUCAUAACCCACCUAUUAUUUCAUCUCUGCAGCAAGUUCCUUUAGUUCCAAAUCCCUCUGCUUUGCCUUCUCCAGCUCCUGGACACUCUUACGCACCUGCAUUACAGCAAUCCCUUCCGCCAGCUCUUACACCUACUUUACUAAUAUAUCCAAAAGAGAACACAACUAGCAGGAAGCUUAGAGAUAAACUUUCCCAGGAAUUUCCUUUGCCGAAACUUGGAGUCCAAGUUAAACGGAUCAAACCUAUCCAACGGGGUGGAUUGGCGGUGGUCUGCCAGUCGGAAGAAGAUCGGAAAAAAUUAACAGCUACUUUAACGUCUGAUCACGCAGCUACAUUUGUUAACGUAAAGAAUCCCACAACAAAAAAACCCCUUAUUGCAAUUCAUAAUUUAUCCCCAGAUCUGACACAGGAGGAUUUACAGCUUACCAUACAAGAAGACUUUGGCCUCACUAGUGACGAAGUUAAACUUAUAUUUCGUCUAAAGCAGCGACGCAAUGUCAAGUGGGUUGCCGAGUGCAGCCCAAGGGCAUAUCAAACCUUCAUGUGCAACCCUCGCAUCUACAUCGGCUGGCAAGGCCACCUUAUCACUGAGCACUUUAAUGUCAAAAGAUGUUUCAAGUGCCAACGUUUUGGGCACCUGCAAAAAGACUGCCGCAGCGUCCACUAUUGCGCAUUGUGUGCUGGACAACACGAUACCAAGGACUGUUCGGCCGAUGCCGAUACAGCACAGCAGCAUGCAUCAAUUGCAUCGAUUAUAACAACGGCAGCAGAUAUCAAGUCAAGUCCCGAUUGA
Messenger RNA from Stegodyphus dumicola, 1095 nucleotides. RefSeq lists its product as uncharacterized. The record is from RefSeq and is a predicted model, not a curated record. NCBI's taxonomy places the organism in Eukaryota, Metazoa, Arthropoda, Arachnida, Araneae, Eresidae.